This is a messenger RNA of Microcebus murinus (gray mouse lemur), 7161 nucleotides long. The record is from RefSeq and is a predicted model, not a curated record. Lineage: Eukaryota; Metazoa; Chordata; Mammalia; Primates; Cheirogaleidae.
UGAACGCGUUUCUAGUCGAGACGCUGUAGCAGAGGCACUGAUCGGAAAUGCUGCUCCGCCCACCGGGACGCGGUCGCUAUGGUAACUGGUCAGCUCUUCGCUGGAGUUUACUAGCAAUGGAAAUGGUAAAUACAGAAGCAGAGGAUCACAGAGAAGCACUAUCUCAGUCUUCUUUAUCCCCCUUGACAAAAGUAAUGGAGUUAUCACAGCAAAGCCACCCUGAAGGUACCUUGGAGGGGAAUACUGUGGACCCAAUUUACAAAUAUGUUUUGAAUGAUUUACCAAGGGAAUUUAUGUCAUCCCGGACAAAAGGAGUUAUUAAAACUACUGAUGAUUAUUUGCAGCCUCAGUUUGGCCCCAACAGCCUUUUGCAUUCAGUAGCAGUAUCAGAAGGGUCAGGACUUCAAGAUUGCUCCACACAUCAAACAGCAUCAGAUCACAGCCAUGAUGAAAUACCAGACCUAGAUAGCUACAAAUCAAACAGUAAAAACAAUUCUUGGUUUUUAUCAGCAUCCAAGAGAAACAGACCUGUCAGUGCUCCAGUGGGUCAACUGAGGGUUACAGAGUUUUCUCCUUUAAAAUUUCAGUUGGCCCAGAAUUGGCAUAGAUUGUCUCAAAGACACAAGCUUCAACCAAGAGUGAUUAAAGUAACAGCUUACAAAAAUGGAUCUAGAACAGUCUUUGCCAAAGUUACUGUACCAACCAUCACCUUGUUGCUGGAGCAGUGCACAGAAAAGCUGAAUCUGAACAUGGCUGCAAGACGAGUGUUCUUGGCAGACGGCAAGGAAGCCUUCGCACCUAAAGAUAUACCCUAUGAAGCCGACGUUUAUAUUUCAACGGGAGAGCCUUUUUUAGAUCCAUUAAAAAAAAUUAAAGACCAUCUGUUGUUAAUGAAGAAAGUAACUUGGACAAUGAAUGGGUUGAUGCUUCCUACUGUCAAAAGACGGAAAACCAAGCCUGUUCUUUCUACUAGAAUGAAGAAACUUACUGAGAAGACCUCAGUCCGAAUUCUGUUCUUUAAAAAUGGCAUGGGGCAGGAUGGGCAUGAGAUUACAGUGGGAAAGGAAACAAUGAAAAAGGUUUUAGAUACUUGUACAAUGAGAAUGAAUCUAAAUUCGCCAGCCAGAUACCUUUAUGAUUUGUAUGGCAGAAAAAUUGAAGAUAUUUCAAAAGUUCCUCUGCUUGAAAAAUGCCUGCAAAAUUCCAUCACACCUUUGCGGGGACCACUUUGGGUCUCUAAGGGAGAAGGUUUCAGCCCCUCAGGAGCUAAGAUGUACAUCCAAGGAGUUCUUUUGGCCCUGUACCAACGAUUAAAGUCUGCAAAAAAAUAUUAUAAACAGUUGAACUUGGCUGUGAAUGAACAGAAGGAGAAAAUUACAGAAAAAGUUAUUCUUUCAAUGACAGCAAAGGAGAACCAUAAGGCACAAGAAGAAGUGAGCAGGCUGAUUGAUGAAUUGCAGACAGCUAUCAAAAGCAACAAAGGUCAUCUCUCUAAACUUGGCCCCCAAUUACAGGCUGAGCAGGAGCAAUUCUCCUCUUAUGUCUACCAACACAUUAAAAGCCUUCCAGCAAACACUCUUAUCCCAGGAGACCUGCAGCUCAAGGUGUUUGAAAAUGGUACAAACACUGGAGAGAUCUCUGUUCAUAUCAGUAAAAAAGAUUUGAGGUCUAAUAGCCCAGCUCAAACUGACGAUAUGAUGGAAAGAUUACUUCUGAGGAUUCAUCAAAGGCUUCAAGGUUCUUCCAUCAACCCACUAGGCCUCAAUUUUUCUUCAAUCCAGCUUUUUGAUGAGAAUGGUCAACAAAUUAAGAAUCCACUUUUGCUGAAGAAUGAGCAAAAAAUUUGGGUUUCUUAUGGUCAAGCAUACAGGUCUCCACUAAACCCUGUUUUGGGGUUGACCUUUGACCAAGUGACUGCAUUUGCCAGAGGUGGCAUCAUAGUUGCAUAUAAGACCUUUUUGGAUCCUAAUGCUGUUCUGCUACCUGGAUGUGACAAUUGGGAAAUUUGUGAAGGAUUUCCAAUUAAUUUUAACUACACCAGUCAACAGAUACCUGAGCAGUUUGAAAAGGUGGACUUGGAGAAUCAUUUUUUACAGAACAAGGUGGAUCCCAAUAUUGUCCUUUCUGCCUCUGUUUCUAUUGGAAAGCGGAAUUUCUCAAAUAGUGGAACAAGCAGUGGGACUCAGGUAGCGCUGUCGGUCCCAUGGCCUGCAACCAGUGUGUGGCUGAUCACGAAGACUGGAAUGAUCCUGAGCAGAGCAAUAACUCAGGGCUGCCUAGCCAUUGGUCAUCCAAUCAGAGUCAAGACUGCUGAGGGAACAUCACUAGAAGGAUAUAAAUUAAUACUACAGAAAAGACACAAAGGCGAUGAAUUUCAGAAGUGGGUGUUUGGAACUGAUGGCUGUAUUUGUUCUAAGGCUUAUCCUCAGUUUGUUCUGACCUACUUAGAGGAGCUAAAUGCACAAGUGGAUGUGACCCAGACAGAGUAUCACAUUCACCAUGGUGCCUGGACCACAGCUCAUCAGGAAUGCGGCAGAAACUUAGCAGAAGAGGUUCUGCAAAAAAGUGCCAGCAACUCUGUUCUGAAGCAACUGCCAGAACCCUCAGACACCCAUUUAAUGCCAGAAGGUUCUUUUGAGGAGACAGGACAGCUGACAGUGGCACUAGUGAGGAAACUGGAAGAGAAACAUCCUAAGGCUUCUGCUCAGAGAUGGGCCAUAAAACAUGAAGGGACCAGUAAGCCAGACCAGUGGAAACAUUCCAGAGUUGAAAAUCCUCUAUGGAACAAGCUUACCUACAUGUGGCCAGUCCUUCCCAAUGGCCAACUUAAUGAGGGGUUUGAUUGGCCAAUAGAAGGACUGCUUGUUCCAAAUAGUCCUCCCAUGAAAAAACCCAUCUGUAAGACACCAGAGCAAUAUGUCCCUUUGAGACUCAGAGUUUUGCGGAAUGGAGACAAGAAUAAAAACAGAUCCCUUACUAUACUCGGUCCAGCCAUCUCACCUGGACGGAAAACACAAAGUGUUAACACUAAAAGGAAAGAGAAAAUCUGUGUCACUAAGUAUUCUGAAACAGAAACAAACCAGAGUGAAUUUUACCAACUUUUGGAAAGGUGCACUGAAAUUUUAAAUUUACCUUCUGCAGCUCGGAGAUUGUUCAAUGAAAAGGGGAAGGAAAUAUUUACCCUAGAAGACCUGAAAAGAGAUGAACUGGUGUAUGUUUCAUGUGGAGAACAUUGGAUCAAUCCUGAUCUGUCCAUUGCUCAGCAAAAGAAACAAAUCUUCCUGAGGAACCUAGCGUCAGACGUUUCCAAAAUUCAAGCCUUCUGUAGCACACGUAAGAUAGAAGGUCUUGUUUUAGAAGUCGAAAGUCACAUUGUGUCUGGAGGCAAGCUUGCUGUGAAACCGAUAGCAAUUUUUGGAGAAAAGAAGCAAGUUAUAGAAGCAGAAGAAAAGCAAAUGCAAAAAGAUACUUUAACAACAGAAAAUGCUUCCACUGAAAUUCUAGACUCACAUACAAGGGCCCAUCGCCGAAUGAAGGCUUGUCACACACUUCUCAGGUAUGCCUGGCAGGAAAUUUUGGAUGACUUUGAUGGGGAUGACAGUCUUCCAAAGGAAAUGGAAAAAGAGCUCUUUGAAAAUGUGGAACCACAGAAGAAACACAGCUAUUUGCCAGAGCGUGGUAAAUUGCAGAAGCUUUGCCUUCAGCAGUUUGAAUACACAGAUGAGCAAAUUGUAAGCUGUGCUGCUCCUCAGCUAGUCUUGGGGGUGCAAAGUCUCAACCUCCGGUCAGGCAUGGAGGUGGUUUUGGUGGAGAAGAAAUCUGUUGGUAGUCAUCAACACUGGAUAUACAAGAAAGACAGCAGGACCUUUCACCUGGUGAGUAACCUGGACCUUGUGCUGGCUGUGUCUAUGACCAAGGCUAGAAAUGAUGUCUGUGGCUAUCCAGUUAUUGUUCAGAAAUAUAACCCAAACAGCAAUGGGACUGCCAAUCAAAAGUGGAAUUAUGUGGAAAAUAUGAAAGCAUUUAUAGCCUUUCAGAGCACUUCCCUGAAUAAGGAAAUUACAUCAGCAAAUUACGCUGGUGUUUGUACAUCAUCUGUGAUUAAAGAAAAAAACAUUGACCAACCAGGUUACUAUUAUUUCUCACGUGAUGGAAAGAGAAAAAUGAUGCUCUGCUUGGCUUGUGGACAAUCCAUGAGAGCAGAGAAGGGACUAAAAGAGUUGCUUCCAGGGGUUCCAUUCUUUUGUGUUUCAGGCUCCAAGACUCAGAAGCCCUUCUCACGAGGGCCGUUCAAGGUCAUCAAUGUGGCUGAGGCUGAUUUAUCAUCAUACAAGGCUGAAAAAACUCUAAGUUAUUAUGAAGAACGUCUAUUAUCUUUACGGAUGGAGACCUGCACGCAAGCUGUAUCUCACAGUGGUAUGGCAGCUACGUACCAGAAGGCAGUGAAAAUAAUUGCAUACAAAAAUGGGGAUGGAUAUCGUAAUGGGAAGUUAAUUGUGGCUGGAACAUUCCCCAUGCUUCUUACAGAAUGCACAGAACGACUUGGACUUGCCCAAGCAGCCUCAAAAGUAUAUACCAAAGAUGGAACUACAGUCUUCACCUUGCGUGAUUUGGUUUUAUGGGCUCUAGAUGAAUCCUUUAUCCAGAGAGACUCUGAGGAACAAAAGAAAGACCCCACUCCUGUUGGAACAGAAGAGUUAACUAUUAAAAAAAACCUGAGAAUGAACGUGAAAAACAAAUUAUUUCCAAAGUCUGUGACAUCUGAUAGUUUGGAUGGUAUUGAUAAGUCUGUGCUUGCCCUCAUCCUUAGAAAUCCUAUUGCCAUCUGGGUAUCUUGUGGUGAACCAUUUCUACCUCCAAAUGCUUUGCAGGAAGGAGAAAAAUUAGAGAAACAAAACUGGCUUAAAAAGGACAAAAUUUUGGCUGAUCUGGAUACCAUGAAACACAAAAUGAGACAGUUAAAAGGGCGGCGAGUAGCAGCAUGUCAGCCGGCCACCAUGGUUCCCACCAAGAGCCCUGUGCAGCCAGUGGUGGUUGAAGGAGGUUGGACCAAGCAGACUCAAGAGGAAAUUAAACUCAUGGAACUUAUACAACAUACAGAGGCACACCUUUCUGAAGUCCAAGAACUGCAAUCCAAAAGAAAUUCUCAAAUUGCUUCUACAGCCAAGCAGAGCAGCCUGUAUAAGCAACCCCAAACAAAACGAGUAUGGAUUUAUCUAAAUGGAGGCAGACCUGAAUACGGCACUUAUGCCUGGGGCAGAACUAUUUCAGAGCUGCUGGAUGACUGCUCCUCUCGUCUCAAAAUGGCCCACCCAGCCAGAGCACUGUACACCCCAGAGGGAGAGCUGGUUCAGUCAUGGGAUGACAUAGAGCGAGACAUGGUCAUCUGCGCAUCUACAGGGCAUGGCUUUAUAACCCAAAAAGAGUUAAAGCAACAAUUAGAGGUCAGAGCAAAUUAUGCCAGAAUCCAAAGGCAGCAUGGCCCUCAAGCUACAGACACUGUGGUGUUGCCAUCCACAAAACUGCUAUCUCUGGUACAUCUCCACAGUUAACUCCUAUCGGAAUCAUCAGACGUUGUGCUGUGUUUUGCUGGAAAGAAAACUUUCUUCACCUAUGUGUAGACAGAAGUCUGUGACAGAAAAACCAAUUAUUUAGAUUGCUGAAGACUCUCUGAAUUUAAGCAAAUCCACUUCUGAAAAAGAAAACUGGAUGGUUUAUUUUAAAAAUUUACUCCUAAAAUCUAUCCUUCAAAAUACCUCAAUUUUUCAUGAGCAUAUUUUGAAGAAUAAAUAUUGACAAUAUAUAUCCACAGUAUCAUUGGAAACUAUGUCAUAAUCAAGGGCAUUGUUAGCCACAGAGAUUUUGUAUUCUAGUGAAAUCCUAUAUACAUUCUGUAGCUUUUCUAGUGUAUAGAGUGGCCUAUUGGGGAAAAACUGCAUGCAUAUUAAACAUGUUUUGUCUCCUCAACUAGAUGGUAAGUGCCUGGAGGGUGGAACCUUGGGGGACAGGGCUCUACCCACAGGGCUCAUUGAUGCAGCCGGUCAAUCCCUCUUCACAGCAACAUGAUGGGAAAAUGAGGUUCAGCCAUCUUCCACUCUGUGCUGGGCCACAAACCCAAAUUACAGCAGUACAGUGGGAAUAGAGGAUCUGCUUUAUAGACUUUCCUUUCAGUCAGCUGUUCAGGAACUACAAUCUUCAUAGUCAAAAUAAAUGGAGCUAUGGUUGAAUAGUCCUUUCUGCUUUUCAGAGGCAAGAAACACUUCUCAAAAUUGUGCAAAUGAAAUAAAUGUCAUGGUAUAAACUAGAUAUCUUAUAUUCUUAAAAUAUAUCUUUGGUGAUUAUACAUUUUUGUUUUAAAUGGCAAGUUUGAAGAAAAAUCCAGAAAUUAUGUGGAAGUACUAAUAAAUGAAUUGACAAUAUGUGAAACUUCAGUAGAUAAUUAUGAAACAGUUCUCAAGCUGUUUUGGUACAUAUACUCCUUUGAGAAUCUUUUAAAUAGCCAUAAUCUCACAAAAUGCACAUACAAAAAAAGUUUUUCAUACCAUUUUAUGAAGUUCACAGAGGUAUAGGGGAACUUUCCAAAUAAAGAAGUUCUGAUUUAAGAGAACAUAUUUCUGAUUUCCAUAAUCCUUAAGGUUUAGGAGACAUAUAAUCCACACUUCUCAAAUGGAAGAUUUCAAAAUACACAUCAGAUGAAGCAGACUCUAACUUUCACUGUGGUGAUAUGUUGUUUUGUUAUAUUCAAAAUCAAUAAACCAUGAAGAUUUCUUAGCAUCUUUGGGUGUGAUUUUUGCAUCUAGGAAUCUUAAGUGGGAAAAGAGAAGGAAAUAUAAACUUCCUCAAACAGUGUUCUUAAUUUUGGAUAUUCCUUGGAGAAAACCCUAUUACCUGGAAGGAAAAAAGCUAAUUAAGUCGACAUUUCUCACAACCACAAAGCCAUUUUACUUGCUUCUCUUUACAGGCAGAAGGAAUACAUGCUGUUUUCCUUUUGUCUGUCAGGAGAAUAAUAGGGAACACCGACAGGCCUGGCAUUUGGGGACUGAAACUGGGCAGAACAGUGGCCAUGUCAGGAACCUGCAUGGAAAUCACUGCUAUUUGGCCAUAGAAAACUAGGGCAUCUUGGGUUGGAACUCCCAGCUACCUCCACUGCUGCACUUUUUG